AUGAGUAGGACAUCAAACAACAGCGUGGACGAUAAGAAUAAAAAAAUGCGUAUUCGUCAAUUUUUUACGACAAUGGACGAUCACUACGUAAAUGAUAUAUGGACAAAAUCAUUAAAAGCAGCUAUUCAAGAAAUUCAAAAGAAAAAUAAUAGUGGUUUAAGUUUUGAAGAACUUUAUCGAAAUGCAUAUACAAUGGUGCUGCAUAAACAUGGAGAAAGACUUUAUACUGGAACACGUGAAGUUGUUAUAGAACAUCUUGUACAAAAAGUAUGAUAUUUAAUAAUUGAAAAAAUAUAU
Adineta steineri is the source of this 297-nucleotide messenger RNA. The record is from the annotation of a GenBank genome assembly. Lineage: Eukaryota; Metazoa; Rotifera; Eurotatoria; Adinetida; Adinetidae.